This is a messenger RNA of Phodopus roborovskii (desert hamster), 885 nucleotides long. Its product is annotated as olfactory receptor 7E24-like. Gene Ontology annotation, biological process: G protein-coupled receptor signaling pathway. The record is from RefSeq and is a predicted model, not a curated record. Gene Ontology annotation, cellular component: membrane. Gene Ontology annotation, molecular function: G protein-coupled receptor activity; olfactory receptor activity. NCBI's taxonomy places the organism in Eukaryota, Metazoa, Chordata, Mammalia, Rodentia, Cricetidae.
AUGAGUCUCUCAGAAGAUCCACACCUGCAGCCCAUCCUUGUUGGACUCUUCCUGUCCAUGUACCUGGUCACAGCGCUUGGGAACCUGCUCAUUAUCCUGGCUGUCACUAAUGACUCCCACCUCCAUACACCCAUGUACUUCUUCCUUGCCAACUUGUCCUUUGUUGACAUCUGUUUUAUCUCCACCACAGUCCCAAAGAUGACUUUGAACAUUCAGACACAUAGUGAAGCUAUCACUUGUGUAGGCUGCCUGACACAAAUGUCUCUUUUUAUACUGUUUCUAGUUAUGGAUGACAUGCUUCUGACUGCCAUGGCCUAUGACCAGUAUGUGGCCAUCUGUCACCCCCUGCAUUAUCCAGUGAUUAUGAACCCUUGCUUCUGUGUUUUCUUGGUCUUGGUAUCUUACUUUAUUAGCUUUGUUGGCUCCCAAGUGCAUAAUUUGAUUAUUUUACAAUGUACCUACUUCAAUAGCAUAGACAUUUUUAAUUUCUUUUGUCACCCUUCUCAGGUUUUUAAUAUUUCCUGUUCUGAUACUUUUACCAAAAAUAUAGUGACAUAUUUUGUUGGUGCUAUAUUUGGUUUUCUACCUGUCUCGGGAAUCGUUUUUUCCUACUGCAAUUUUUCCUCCAUUAUGAAAAUCUCUUAAUCAGGUGGACAGUAUAAAGUCUUCUUUACCUGUGGGUCUCACCUGUCUGUUGUAUGUUUAUUUUAUAGAACAGGCAUUUGGGAGUAUCUUGGUUCAGCUCUGUCACACUUUCCCAGCAAUAGCAUCAUGGCCACAUUAGUGUACACUGUCAUUACCCCUAUGCUGAAUUCCUUCAUUUAUAGCCUGAGGAACAAGGAUUUUGUUAGUGCUCUGAAGAGAGUUUAUAGGAAGACAAUUUAA